AUGUUGAAUUUCUCAUCAUCAUCAGCUCAAGAGAGACCUUUGUGGAUGAAUAAUUAUUUCGAUAAUCAUCGGAACAACGAUAUCGCGGCGGCUCUUUGGGCGGAUCAGACAGAUCGGAGGAUGGGGCUGAGGGUGGUGGAGUCGUGGGUGAUGGUGGAGGGAUUGAGUAAGACGUGGGUAGACGAGGACGGAGGAGGAGGAGGAGGAGGAAGCAUAGGUGAUACGGACAUGGAGAAGAUGAAGAAUUUGGAAAUUGACACGUGUCCGGGACUGAUAUCGGACGGUCUGGAUCGGGUCCAGUGGGUGAAUCUAGCUUACCGGAGGAUGGUGGAUCCGCUGCACGGCGGAGGGGGGCCGCCGGCGGAAGUGGUGGCGCGGCUGGUGGUGAAGGAUAAAAUACGUACAUCUUUGCCAGCGGCUUUUGCAUGCACGGUUCGGGUGAUUUACACACGGCAGACUGGGAAACACACACAGACAAUGCCGUGUGAUGUAUGGAAGAUGGAGUUUGGUGGGUUUGCAUGGAGGUUUGAUGCCGAAGCUGCUCUUUGUUUGGGUCGUUGA
Messenger RNA from Ipomoea nil (Japanese morning glory), 561 nucleotides. RefSeq lists its product as uncharacterized. NCBI's taxonomy places the organism in Eukaryota, Viridiplantae, Streptophyta, Magnoliopsida, Solanales, Convolvulaceae. The transcript has a single exon. The record is from RefSeq and is a predicted model, not a curated record. Bases 1 to 561 code for a protein of 186 amino acids.